This is a messenger RNA of Oncorhynchus mykiss (rainbow trout), 6395 nucleotides long. The record is from RefSeq and is a predicted model, not a curated record. Lineage: Eukaryota; Metazoa; Chordata; Actinopteri; Salmoniformes; Salmonidae.
GUGUGGUUGUGGUCAGAAGUUGUGUGGUUGUGUUCAAUAGAUCUGUCAGUAGUUGUGUGGUUGUAUUCACUAGAUGUCUCAGUAGUUGUGUGGUUGUGUUCAAUGGAUGUGUCAGUAGUGGUAUAGUUGUGUUCACUAGAUGUGUCAGUAGUUGUGUGGUUGUGGUCAGUAGUUGUGCGGUUGUGUUCAAUAGAUGUGUCAGUAGUGGUGUGGUUGUGUUCACUAGAUGUGUCAGUAGUUGGGUGGUUGUGGUCAGAAGUUGUGUGGUUAUGUUCAAUAGAUGCGUCAGUAGUGGUGUGGUUGUGUUCACUAGAUGUGUCAGUAGUUGUGUGGUUGUGUUCAAUAGAUGUGUCAGUAGUGGUGUGGUUGUGUUCACUAGAUGUGUCAGUUGUUGUGUGGUUGUGGUCAGAAGGUGUGUGGCUGAGGUCAGUAGUUGUGUGGUUGUGGUCAGAAAUUGUGUGGUUGUGUUCAAUAGAUGUGUCAGUAGUGGUGUGGUUGUGUUCACUAGAUGUGUCAGUAGUUGGGUGGUUGUGGUCAGAAGUUGUGUGGUUAUGUUCAAUAUAUGUGUCAGUAGUGGUGUGGUUGUGGUCAGGUGUGUGGUUAAGGUCAGUAGUUGUGUGGUUGUGGUCAGAAGUUGUGUGGUUGUGUUCAAUAGAUCUGUCAGUAGUUGUGUGGUUGUAUUCACUAGAUGUCUCAGUAGUUGUGUGGUUGUGUUCAAUGGAUGUGUCAGUAGUGGUAUAGUUGUGUUCACUAGAUGCGUCAGUAGUUGUGUGGUUGUGUUCACUAGAUGUGUCAGUAGUUGUGUGGUUGUGUUCAAUAGAUGUGUCAGUAGUGGUGUGGUGGUGGUCAGAAGGUGUGUGGCUGAGGUCAGUAGUUAUGUGGUUGUGGUCAGAAGUUGUGUGGUUGUGUUCAAUAGAUGUGUCAGUAGUGGUGUGGUUGUGUUCACUAGAUGUGUCAGUAGUUGUGUGGUUGUGGUCAGAAGGUGUGUGGCUGAGGUCAGUAGUUGUGUGGUUGUGGUCAGAAAUUGUGUGGUUGUGUUCAAUAGAUGUGUCAGUAGUGGUGUGGUUGUGUUCACUAGAUGUGUCAGUAGUUGGGUGGUUGUGGUCAGAAGUUGUGUGGUUAUGUUCAAUAGAUGUGUUAGUAGUGGUGUGGUUGUGUUUACUAGAUGUGUCAGUAGUUGUGUGGUUGUGUUCAAUAGAUGUGUCAGUAGUGGUGUGGUUGUGGUCAGAAGGUGUGUGGCUGAGGUCAGCAGUUAUGUGGUUGUGGUCAGAAGUUGUGUGGUUGUGUUCAAUAGAUGUGUCAGUAGUGGUGUGGUUGUGUUCACUAGAUAUGUCAGUAGUUGUGUGGUUGUGGUCAGAAGGUGUGUGGCUGAGGUCAGUAGUUAUGUGGUUGUGGUCAGAAGUUGUGCGGUUGUGUUCACUAGAUGUGUCAGUAGUUGUGUGGUUGUGUUCACUAGAUGUGUCAGUAGUUGUGUGGUUGUUGUCAGAAGGUGUGUGGUUGAGGUCAGUAGUUGUGUGGUUGUGGUCAGAAGGUGUGCCAGUAGUUGUGUGGUUGUGUUCAAUAGAUGUGUCAGUAGUGUUGUGGUUGUGUUCACUAGAUGUGGUCAGCAGUAGUGUGGUUGUUGUGAGAAGUUGUGUGGUUGUUGUUAAUAGUGUGGUUGUGUUCAAUAUAUGUGGUCAAGAUUUGUGUGGUUGUGUUCAGUAGUAGUGUGGUUGUGGUCAGCAAUCGUGUGGUUGUGGUCAGCAGUUUGGUCGUGGUCAAUAAUUGUGGUAAGCAGUUGUGUGGUUGUGGUCAGACGUUGUGUGGUUGUUGUCAGUAACUGUGGUUGUUGUCACUAGAUGUGGUCAGACGUUUUGUGGCUGUGGUCAGACGAUGUGUGGAUGUGGUCAGAAGUUGUGUGGCUGUGGUCAGACGUUGUGUGGUUGUUGUCAGUAACUGUGUGGUUGUUGUCACUACAUGUGUUCAGAAGUUGUGCGAUUGUGGUCAGACGUUGUGUGGUUGUUGGCAGUAACUGUGUGGUUGUGGUCACUAGAUGUGAUCAGAAGUUGUGUGGCUCUGGUCAGACGUUGUGUGGUUGUUGGCAGUAACUGUGUGGUUGUGGUCACUAGAUGUGGUCAGAAGUUGUGUGGCUGUGGUCAGAAGUUUGUCAGCAGUUGAGUGGUUGAGAUCAGUAGCUGUGCGGUUAUGGUCAGAAGUCAUGUGGUUGUGGUCAACAGUAGUGUAGUUGUGGUCAGUACUAAUGUGGUUGUAAUCAGUACUAGUGUGGUUGUAGUCAGAAGUAGUGUGGUUGUUGCCAGUAGUUGUGUGGUUGUAGUCAGAAGUUGUGUGGUUUUAGUCAGAAGUUGUGUGGUUGUAGUCAGAAGUUGUGUGGUUGUAGUCAGAAGUUGUGUGGUUGUAUAGCCAACUCAGAGUAUUCUAUUCUCUUCUUCUAGACUACAUUUUCUUCAUAUCAUUCUUUAGACCGGUCUAAAAUAAAUAACCAAUUUAUUGUAAUGGUGUGGGCUCUAUUACAUGGAUUUAUUAGACUUAUUAAAAUGUAGAUGUUCCAAAGGUCUGCAUAAGUGGCUUGUAGGCUAUGCGAGGAAGCCAGGAGAUGCUAAAUGUGUUUGUUAAUGGUCAAUUACCAUGAGACCGGCAGCUAUUUGCUUGACAAUCACCAUCUGAAAAAAGAUAAUUACUGCCACAGCCCUAGUUGUGGUCAGUAAUUGUGGUCACUUCCUUCACCCUCGUCAUAAUUUUUGCCCUCUAUGUCUGAGUAUCCCAUAGCAAUGGCUCCGUUUAGGCUGCUCAUUGAUGACCCAGAGACCUGUUAGUAGACGUGAACUGGCAACUUUUUGUCACUCUAAACUCUGACAAACAGCUGUAACUUUUUAUUGGGUAGAAGAUAUUCCUAAUCCACUCUAUCUAGUUAGAGGGGUACAGCCCAGCCUUCUCUUCUCUUUUCUAUAGGCAAACUAGCCAGUUAAGUUAUUUAGAGCACUUAGCAUGAUCCGGGAAAAGGAGGACAAAGCUAGUAAGCAUUAGAAAUCUUCUCUUUAUCAUUCCAGGUCGUCCAGACCGGGAAAGUAUUCUUAAUCUUAACGUCAGCUCUUUGGUCUGAAACAAAUUGACAAAUCAUGGGAAUUUGAAGAGUUAAGAAGACAUUCAUUCCAGUGAGUAAAUGAUUCCUAGGCAACAGUAGCCUUGACAACACUGUUGCCUUUUAGUUAAAGUGUGAGAAACAUGCUAAAAUACAGUAAAGUUGUGCUUUAAUAUGAACUAAAUACUGCACUCUGACCCACAAAACGCCUUUGCUAGAUUGAUGAUAGUAUUUUCGACCAACACGGAAAGUAAACUUUAAAACGUUACGUACUUUUAUUGCAAUUUGCAGCAAUUGUUGAUAAAUAAUUAAUCUGCUAGCUUCUGACAUGGCUUACUGCAGCUAGAAAGAGAGCAGUUAAUGGGUUAGUAAAGCAGCUCUAUCUAGAGAUUGGUAGAUGCUAAUUCGUUUUCAGUUUUGACAAGCAGAGAAGUAGGGGAAGAUUUCAUACCUUGGAAUAUUUUUGUUUAAUCUGUUUUCUUUAGUGAUCAAAACAGCAGUUGUUUACAAAGUUACAGAAAAUGUAGAUUUUUUUUGUUCAAACGCCAGAUAUGAAUAGCAGAAGUAGACAAAGGUGUAACUUUUUGUCUAAGUUGUUGCAAAGUAGCUGAUUUAUGUUACUGAAUUUACAGAGAAUGGCAGUUGGAAAGGAUGAUGUCACAAUGGGGAGCCUAAAAAUCUUGAGGAUAUCCCAUACAAGUGGACAGAGGACAAAACUGACAAAAUGUAAAAUAUUUUUAAAAAAGUAGAAAGGGUAUUAAAAAGUUCUAUCCAAGCAACUCCAGUGAGACCAUUCCGUAAGUUUUAAAGUUUGAACGGCGUUUCUAGCUUAAACGAUGUAGGAGUAGCGUGCUAAAGACAAAGAACUAGGUGGUAACUUAACAAGUAAAGUUGUGGGGCUUCCUAAAAGUUUUUUGUGAUAGUGUUCAAAGUGAAAAGUUGUACUAUUCGCAUCGAUAGUCAGAAGUUGUGGUCAGUAGUAGUGGUCACUAGUUAUGUGGUUCUGUAGUUGUGUGGAUAUGGUCAGUGGUUAGAUGUGUUGUCAGAAGUUGUGUGGUUGUGGUAUGUAAUUGUAUGGUUGUGGUCACUAGAUGUGGUAAGCAGUUGUGUGGUUGCAGUCAGAAGUUGUGUGGUUGGGUUCACUAGAUUGUGGGAUAUAAUUGUGUGGUUGAGGAUACUGGAUGUGGUCAGAAGUUAUGGGGUAGUGGCCAAAAGGAGUGGGGUUGUGGUCAAAAGUUGUGGUCACUCUUCUCAUAAUUUUGGCCCUCAGUGUCAGUGAGUAUCCUAGCAAUGGUUCCGUUUUGGAAUCUCAAUAAUGACACAGAGAUUGGCGAUGGGUUAAUAAAAUUGCUCUAUCUAGAGGUUGGUACACACGAUUUAUAAACUGUUUUUGGAUUGGACAAGCAGAGAAGUAGGGGAAGAUUUCACUACAAAAUAUUUGUGUCUAACUCUUUGGGUUAGUGGUCAAAACGGUGGUUGUUUGGAAAAUAAUGAAUCUGCUAGGUUAUGACACGAUUUACAGCAGCUAGAAAGAGACUGGCUAUGUGUUACUAAAACGGCUCUAGUUACAGAUUGGCACGCACAAUUUCGAAUCUGAAUGCAGAUUUGACACACAGAGAAUUAAAUAACAUGUUUAUGUACCUUGUUGUGUUACUGAUCCAAAUGGCAGUUGUUUGGGAAAAGUUGGAAGAACACAUGGUAAUGGAGUUACAAAAACAGCUAUACUUUGAUUCCGCAAACAGAUAUGAAUAGCAGAUUAGUAGACGAAGAUAGACAAAAAGUUAGUGUUCCUAAGUUGUUGCAAAGUGGAAUUAUUAGCUAAUUUGGGUCAAAAGUUAACUGAUUUCACUUACAGAGAAUGGCAGUUGGAAGGGAUGUCACAAUGGGGAGCCUUAGAAUCUUGAGAAAUCCAAUGAAAGAGGAUGGAGGAGAAAAAGAGGACAAGAAAGUGAGUAAUGUAAAAAGUAUAACAGAUAUCAAAAAGUUGUAUACAAGCAACUCAAUUGAGACAUACCUCAAAUUUGUAUUAUUAUUAUUUAUUAUUCAAAUUGUGAAAUCAUUUUAAAUUCCCAUCGAUAGUCAGUAGAUUUGGUCAGAAUUUGUGGUCAGUAGUAGUAGUCAAUAGUGGUUCAAUAGUUGUGGUCUGUAGUUGUGUGGUUGUGGUUAUAAAUUAUGAGAAUAUGGUCAGUAGAUACUGUAGAUGUUUGGUCAGAAGUUGUGUGGCUGUGCUCGAUAGUUGUGUGGUUGUGGUCAAAAGUUGUGUGGUUGUGGUCACUAGAUGUGGUAAGCAGUUAUGUGGUUGUGGUCACUAGAGGUGGUAAGCAGUUGUGUGGUUGAGGUCACUAGAUGUGGUUAGAAGUAGUGCGGUUGAGGUCAGAAUUUGGGGUCAGUAGUUAUGUGGUUCAGUAGUUGUGGUGGUGAUUCAAAUUGUGAAAUCAUUGUAAAGUUGUGGGGCUUGAAGCUCUAAACGUUUGAGGUUGUGAAAAGAAGUUGUACAUUGAUUAUAUUAUUCAAAUAUUUUUCAAAUAUUUUUUUAUUUCCAUAAUCAGUAGAUUUGGGCAAAAGUUGUGGUCAGUAGCGUUGGUCAGUAGUAAUGUGGUUGAGUCGUUGUGGUUGUGGUGAGUUGUUUUGGUCAAUAUGUGGCCAAUAUUUGUGUGGUUGUGGUCAGUAAUUGUGGUCACACUUCACUCUCCUCAUAAUUUUUGCCCUCUCUGUGUCUGAGUAUCCUAGCAAAAGCUCAGUUUUGGAAUCUCAAUAACACAGAGAGCUGUGGCUAGAAAGAGACAGGCGAUGGGAUUUGACAAGCAGAGAAAUAGAGGAAGAUUUAAUACCUUUGAAUAUUUUUUGAAGUUACUUAACUUGCUGUAACUUUCUCAGAAUAGUAUUUUUUGUCCAUAAUGCCAUAUUUGAGCAGCAGAGAAGUAGAUGAAGACGGGAACACUUUAACUUUGUCUAAGUUGUUGCAAAGUGGAAUAAUUAGCUGAUUUGGGUCAAAAGCUGCAUGAUUUCACUUCGAGAAUGGCCGUUGGAAGUGAUUAUGUCACAAUGGGGAGCUUUAGAAUCUUGAUUAAAAAAGUUAGACCGUUACACACGUUUUGAAUUUGGAAUGGCGUUUCUAUCUUAAACGGUGUAAAAGGUGUAGCAUGCAUAAUAAUAAGAAGUAGUAUGUUGAAUACCUAAGUCCACCAAAACUGUUGCCAGAGAAUUUCAUGUUAAUUUCUCUACCAUAAGCCACCUACCUACGUUGUUUUAGAGAAUUUGGCAGUACGUCCAACCGGCCUCACAACCACAAACCACGCCAGCCCAGGACCUCCAC